AUGGGCUGCAGACGCACUGAUUGCAUCUCAAAGCCUCUGUCGGGCCUUUUUGGGAAACUUGGAUCGACAGUAGGCUCCUAUCCUUUUUAUUUUUUCGUUUUCCCUAUUUUCCUCUCGGCAGCCCUCGGCGGAGGCUUCAUUUUUCUCAAUGACAGGGCGGACAAUGAUCUUGAGCGGCAAUUCACGCCGAGAAAAGGACCCUCGAAGGUAACAAGGGCUUUUGUGAGAGAAAACUUCCCCUACAAUGACUCCAUGUUUUCUGAAGACAGGCUGUACGACAAACCUGACUUUGCAUCCCUCAUCGCUGUGGCAAGAGACAACCUAAACAUCCUGGACGGUCUCGCCUUUGAGGACAUCAUCAGACUCAACAACAGGAUCCUUAACAUGACCGUGGACAACGGAAGACUGGGAUUCACUGACUUGUGCGCCAAAGUCAAUGGAGAAUGCGUCUCGAAUGUCAUCCUAGACAUCCUGAGCUCCAAUGAAACUGAGUCACACGGCCUCACCUACCCAACAUAUACGUACAGAUCCAGUUCGGUGUUUCUGGGCUCUGUGCUCGGCGGAGUCGUUACAGAUGGCAGCAGCUCAGUGAGAAGCGCUCAGGCUAUGAAGCUCUUCUACUUCUUGGGGAAUCACGAUGCUGAAGCCUCAAAAUUAUGGCUGAAAGGAUUCAAAGCGCUUCUCUCUGCUGAUAUGGACCACAAACUCAUCGAUGUGUCUUACUACACCUCCAAAUCCAAGCAGGAGGAGAUUGACAGUCACACCACAGAUGGCAUCCCUUUAUUCCUAAUCACUUAUGCCUGCGCUAUCACCUUCUCGGUGAUAUCCUGCCUGAGGAUGGACAACGUGAGGAACAAGGUGUGGGUGGCUGUGUUUGGCGUCCUCUCGUCCGGGCUGGCCGUUCUGUCCUCCUUUGGCUUGCUGCUCUACAUCGGAGUGCCGUUCGUUAUCACUGUUGCAAACUCUCCCUUCCUGAUACUCGGAAUCGGCCUCAACAACAUGUUCAUCAUGGUGUCCGACUGGCAGCACACUCACGUCAAAGACCCGGUGCCGGAUCGAAUGGCCCACGCCUACAAAGAAGCCAUCAUGUCCAUCACCAUCACCGCCCUGACAGACGUCCUCAAGUUCUUCAUCGGCGUCACGUCCGACUUCCCCUCGGUCCAGUCCUUCUGCCUCUACACCAGCACCUCCAUCAUAUUCUGCUACAUCUACACCAUCACCUUCUUCGGAGCCUUCCUGGCUCUGAACGGGAGGCGGGAAGGCAGCAACAGGCACUGGCUGACCUGCAUGAAAAUACCAUCGGACAAACCCGACGGCAGCUCGAGGAUGUACAACAUCUGCUGUGUGGGAGGCGACUACGAUAAGAGCACUGGAGCAGAGAAAAAACAGCCAGCGAGUAAUUUCUUUAAGGAUUACUACGGCCCGUUUUUGAUCAAGCCCUGGGUCAAGGGGGCGGUAAUCUUCCUCUACGUGGCAUAUUUAGCUGCGAGUAUUUAUGGAUGUUUCGACAUACAGCAGGGGAUUGAGCUUUAUGAUCUAGCAGCUGAUAACUCCCACGUUACGAGAUUCAAUAGGAAAGACAGGGAGUAUUUUUCUGAUUAUGGUCCAUCUGUGAUGGUUAUUGUGAGUGAACCGUUCCCAUAUUGGGACAAAACCAAAAGGCUUCAACUUCAGGCCUGCAUGGAGGACUUUAGAACUCCCCAGUUUGUAGAUAAGGACAUCUACACGUCCUGGCUGGACUCUUAUUUGUCUUACGGCCAAGAAAAUCAUCUAAACCUCGAUGAGAAAGAUGUUUUUCUCAAGAAUUUGUCUCCCUUUUUUGAAUUGUUUCCUUUUUUCAAGCAAGACGUGAACCUCACCGGAGACGUCAUCUACGCAUCCCGGGUUUUCGUCCAGACCGUAGAUAUAAACAGUGCCGGCAUGGAAAUCAAAAUGCUCGGAGGUCUUAAAUCCAUCGCGAGCGACUGCAGCGCGGCGUCUUUAUCGGUCUAUAACCAGGAGUUCAUCUUCUACGACCAGUACAGCGUGGUGGUGAAAACCACGAUCAAAAAUGUCAUCGUGAUCACGGCGGUGAUGUUGGCCGUGUCGCUGCUGCUGAUUCCCAACCCGCUCUGCUCGUUAGGGGUGGCUUGUUCCAUCGGCUCGGUGACCGCCGGGGUCACAGGUUUCAUGGCUCUUUGGGACGUCAGCCUGGACUCCAUCUCUAUGAUCAUUUUCAGCAUCUGCAUCGGCUUCACCGUCGAUUUCUCCGCUCACGUGUCGUACGCCUUCGUCUCCAGCAAGAAGCCCACUGCUGACCAAAAGGCCAUCGAGGCCCUUUCCAACCUGGGCUACCCCAUACUUCAAGGCGCCUUGUCCACCAUUGUAGGGGUGUCAGUGUUGGCAACGUGUGAAUUUAACACCUUCAGAACAUUCUUUAAGAUCUUUUUCCUCGUCAUGCUUAUUGGGAUGAUUCACGGCCUGGUUUUCAUCCCAGUCAUGCUGACAGCGGUUACAUGUGGCUCAGAGGAAAAGCAAAGAGACAAAUGUGAAACCCAAGAAAAGGUCAGCAAACUAUGA
Molecule: messenger RNA, 2559 nt
Organism: Stegastes partitus (bicolor damselfish)
Lineage: Eukaryota; Metazoa; Chordata; Actinopteri; Pomacentridae
Product: patched domain-containing protein 3-like
Exons: 4
Coding region: 1-2559 (852 amino acids)
Cellular component (GO): membrane
Source: RefSeq, a predicted model, not a curated record